Messenger RNA from Cuscuta epithymum, 1317 nucleotides. The record is from the annotation of a GenBank genome assembly. NCBI's taxonomy places the organism in Eukaryota, Viridiplantae, Streptophyta, Magnoliopsida, Solanales, Convolvulaceae.
GACAAACAAAAUCCAUCCACAAAUUCAGACGUCGAACGGGAUGAUAACGAAACGAGGACGACCUUCGUUUCCGGGACUGGACAUUGCCGCAGAUAAACCUGUCGUCAAGAGAAGGAGAACUAACGCCGUUCCCAUCGGAGAACGCGCCGCUGGUCGGAAAAGACUGAGACAUCGGUCAACGGGAAGGCCGCCGAAAGUUGACUACUUUGACUGCUUGCCGGACGAUAUCGUCCUCUCUGUUCUCUCCAAACUCUCUUCUUCUGCAGAUUCAUCUGCAGACUUCUUUUCUGCUCUGAUCACAUGCAAGAGAUUCAAUGGGCUAGGAUUCCACCCAAUGGUGUUAUCCGUCGCUUCUCUGAAAAUGUUAGCCGUCAAAGCUGCCAGCUGGACCGGGUCAACUCACCGGUUCCUCAAGCUCUGUUCUGAUGCCGGAAAUGUCGAAGCUUGCUACAUUCUGGGCAUGAUUCGAUUCUACUGCUUCCGGAAUCGAGCAAGCGGCGCAUCGCUGAUGGCUAAGGCGGCGAUUGCAUCACACGCUCCGGCGCUUUACUCGCUGGCGAUCAUGCACUUCAACGGCAGCGGCAGGUCGAAGACGGAUAAGGAUCUCCGGGCCGGCGUCGCGCUCUGCGCCCGGGCGGCGUCGAUGGGGCACCUCGACGCGCUCCGCGAGCUCGGCCAUUGUUUCCAGGAUGGUUACGGCGUCAAGAGGAACGUGGUCGAGGGACGGCGGCUGCUCGUCCAAGCUAACGUCAAUGAAGUUUUCGCCGCUUACGCGGCGGCGGCGCCGCCAGUUAACUCGUGGGAGGCUUUAAACCCCGUACGGCGGUACGACAUCCACGUGGGCGGUGUGGCGAGUUGUCCGUUACUGAGCGAUUUCGGGUGUAACGUCCCCGUUCCGGAGCCCCACCCGGCUAAUAAAUUCCUGACCGAAUGGUUUCUGCCUUUCGCGGGUAUUCCGGGUGUGGAGCUCCGGGUUUGCUGCAACCCGGGCUGUGGAAGACCCGAAUUGCGCCGGCACGAGUUCCGUCGGUGCUCCGUUUGCGGCUCCGUCAAUUACUGCUCCCGCGCUUGCCAGGCCAUGCAUUGGAGGUCUCGGCACAGGUCGGAGUGUGUGCCGACGGUGAGGUGGCCGGUCGCGGGUCUUGAAAAUCCGGCGGUGAAUAUUAAUUGAUAUGGGUACCCUCAUGAAUCAAUUGUAAUGCGAUAGCUUGAUAGGAGAUCGACAAUGACCGGAAUUAGUUUUGAAAAGAAUUGGAUUUAAAUUUUAGAAAAUUUUGCAUGAUAAAUUGAUGAAACUUUGUGAAGUUAAAGUUUGCU